Botrytis sinoallii is the source of this 1785-nucleotide messenger RNA. RefSeq lists its product as uncharacterized. The coding region runs from base 317 to 1354 and encodes 345 amino acids. The record is from RefSeq and is a predicted model, not a curated record. NCBI's taxonomy places the organism in Eukaryota, Fungi, Ascomycota, Leotiomycetes, Helotiales, Sclerotiniaceae. Gene Ontology annotation, cellular component: fungal-type vacuole membrane. The transcript has 2 exons.
AUUGAUCCCCCUUCCUUUCUCCACUUUGGAUUUUUUUUUCAAGAGAUAUAGAAGUAUUGAAAGUUCGCCAUUUUUCUUUAUUCGACUUGUUCCAUUUUUUGAUCAUCGUCAUCGUUAUAGGGGAAUUAUAUUUCUUUGUUUAAUGGUUGUGAGACGUCAUCAGAUGAGAUUUAUUGGAUGAAUAUUCGACUAUAAAUUACCAUUAUCAUCUCAAAUUCCAUAUCCACCAACCAGCGGAAAUAACUCCGAGUAACUGAUCCUACGAGCAAAUCGAUAUAUUUGCGAUCAUCCCCAAAACUCGUCGUUGAAAAUCAAAAUGGUAGGAGGAUUAGAUGAUUCGGAUCAAAAGGUGGAGAGAGCGGAGGUUGAACAAUAUGAGACAAAUCCACCAGCAAAGAGAUCAUUCGGUGGAAAAGUAAAAAGACAUUGUGCUCGAUUUUGGUGGAUUCAUCUUAUAAUUUUCUGUAUCUCAUUUCUCAUCAUUGCAUUAUGUCUUGUUUAUGUCGCUAUGCCUAAGAUUGCUCAAGAUGGUGUUAAUGAUUCUUCUCUCGAAAUCACACAACUCAAAUUCACAGAUCCAACGCCGGACACCAUUGUUCUCAGUCAAGUAGGAAUUCUUCACAGUCCUUCAAUGUACACACCUACUCUUGACCCUUUCAACGCCUCCUCAUACCUAGUCACCAAUGGACAAUAUGCUUCAUCCCCAAUGGUCAUCAUUUCUCUCCCCAAAAUCCACGCUCUCCAUCCUAAAUCCACCAUCUCCGUCGAAAACCAAGAAGUAUCAAUCGUCAGCAUCGACGCGCUUUCGGACUACACCACCGCAGUCCUCUCCAACGAAUACGUCACCACCGCCCUCGUGGGAAAAACCAAACUCCACGAAGGCGCCCUCCCCGUCAUCACCGUAAACUACAACCAAACAUCCACAUACAAAGGACUCAACGGACUCAAAGGAUUCAACGUCACCAACGUCCGCGUCAACCUCACUGCGCUCUCCGGCCCCAAUCUCUCCGGCUACGCAUAUAUUCCCAACCCCUCCGACAUGACCAUCGCCAUGGGCGACGUCACUUUGGAACUCUCCACCGCCACGGGCGUGGUAGGGAAUUCCACCAUCGCAAAUAUGACCCUCGUACCCGGAAACAACACCCUCCCGAUGACGGGAACGAUGGAUCAAACAAAGGUACUCGCAAGCGCGGAUCUGAAGACGGGAAUCGUGCAGUUGGGGAUUGUGGGUAAGAGUGCGAUUUACAAUGGGGAACAUCUGGUGUAUUAUGAGAGGGCGCUUGCGAGUAAUAAGUUGAGCUUGGCGUUGAAUGUGGCGCAGGUGGUGAAGGAUAGUGCGGGGGGGUUGAUUUGAGAGUGGGAGAUAGGAAGUGGCGGAGUCGAGUGGAGUGGAGGAGGAUGAAGGGAUUGGGAUUACCUACCUACCUAUGGAAAUAAUUAAUUAAUUUCUCACCUGGUGUGAAAGAAUAGUCAGUCGUGUGUUUGUGUUUUGGGUAAUGAGUUAUGAGUUCAACCUACUCUUUUCCCUGUUGCGAUACUGCGAGAGUAAUGAAUGAAACAUUUUGGGGGCUGGAAGUUAGUCGUGUUUGUUGCUUAAUUACUUACAUGAUUAUCCAUUUUGCUUAUUUUUCAGAGGAGCGAAUAGCCCCUGGCAUUGAAGUUAAAUUGCUAAAUUCGGUCGCGACGAUCACGCGCUCAAAUAGUUCCUUAUCUUAGCACGUCUAAAUACCCUUAGGGAGGUCCAAAACAGACGCUAAUUAAUAUAAAUAAAUUGCUUAUUUAAGG